Molecule: messenger RNA, 3297 nt
Organism: Vicia villosa (hairy vetch)
Lineage: Eukaryota; Viridiplantae; Streptophyta; Magnoliopsida; Fabales; Fabaceae
Product: probable leucine-rich repeat receptor-like serine/threonine-protein kinase At3g14840
Exons: 24
Coding region: 60-3071 (1003 amino acids)
Biological process (GO): protein phosphorylation
Molecular function (GO): protein binding; ATP binding; protein kinase activity
Source: RefSeq, a predicted model, not a curated record
ACUCUCUACCUCUAAAUUAUUGAUUUAUUUCAACUUCUGUUUUCCUUGUUAAUAUUAACAUGAACACUUCCUCUCAAUUUUUCUUCCUUUCACUCAUUGCCAUAUGGCUCAUAUCUCUAACAGCUUUUGGAGCUACUACUAUUCACCCGGACGAAAAGAAAGCUCUUGAAGAUAUAGCUACAUCACUUGGUAAGAAGGAUUGGAACUUCGGCAUAGAUCCAUGCAGCAACAAACCUAACUGGUUUACGCCUCCCAUACCCAAAAUCUUAGAAAACAAUGUAACCUGUAACUGCUCUGUUCCUAGUGACAACUUCUGUCAUGUUACUAUAAUAAGUUUGAAAGGGCAAAAUCUUCAAGGCACUCUCCCACGGGAACUGAACAGGUUGCAAUACCUUCAAACUAUUGACCUCUCUCGCAAUUACUUGAACGGUACAAUUCCUAAAGAAUGGGGCUCCAUGACGAAUCUUCUUAACAUUAAUCUCCUUGGAAAUCGAUUAACGGGUUCAAUACCAAAGGAGAUUGCAAAUAUAUCAACCCUGAUUCAGUUGGAGUUAACGGCCAAUCAAAUGUCUGGAAAUAUUACUUCUGAGCUUGGGAAUCUCCCCCAGAUUCGAACACUGCGAUUUUCUUCUAACAAUUUUUCUGGAGAGCUACCUGUGACAUUAGCCAAGCUCGCUACAUUGCAAGAGUUCCAAAUUUCGGACAACCAAUUCUCAGGAAAGAUACCCGAUUUUAUUCAGAACUGGACUAAUAUCAAUACGCUAAUCAUUCAAGGGAGCGGAUUAAGUGGACCAAUUCCUUCCGAAAUUUCACUAUUGAGAAACUUAACCGACUUGAGAAUUAGUGAUUUAAAUGGAUCUGAAUAUGCACCUUUGCCGCAACUUAAAAAUCUGACAUCGUUAAGCAAACUGCUUCUAAGGAAUUGCAACAUCAAUGGAACACUACCUGAUCUCGGGACUAAGACAUCGUUAAAAUACUUAGACUUCAGCUUUAACAAAUUAAGUGGAACAAUUCCAAGUACCUAUGCUGACAUAAACGAUAUUAUGAACUUCAUAUUUUUAACUGGAAACCUUCUCACAGGACCAAUACCUUCUUGGAAAACGAACGUCUACGUAGAUCUUUCGUACAAUAACUUCAGCGUCAGCCAAGGGAAUCGGAUAUGUCAAAAUGAUAAAGUAAACUUGUUUUCUACCUCAUGGGCAAAUAAUAACAUAGGAACAGUUUCGUGUUUGAGCGGAUGCACCAAUCCCUCCUACUCCCUUUAUAUAAAUUGUGGUGGACAGCAAGAAACAGUUAGCAGAACAAGUUAUAAUGGCGAUUCAGAUUCACCUGGAGCAGCUAAAUUCCAUGUCAGUCCAACAGGAAAUUGGGCAUUUAGCACCACUGGUAUAUUCAUUGAUAGUGACCAACUCGGAGAAACUUAUUCCCCGCAAAAUGUCACCACACUUACUAUGGAAGAUGCUGAUUUGUACAUGAAUGCACGUGGUUCUGCUAUUUCUUUGACUUAUUAUGGGUUUUGCCUGGCAAAUGGAAGCUACACAGUAAAUCUACAUUUUGCUGAAAUAAUGUUCAGAGACGACCAAACUUAUGGAAGUCUUGGAAGACGUGUAUUUGAUAUCUACCUUCAGGGAAAGCCAGUGCAAAAGGACUUCAAUAUUGCCAAAGAAGCAGGAGGAGUUGGUAAGAAAGUUAUAAAACAGUUCAAAGAUGUUGUUGUCACUAGUAAUACCUUGGAGAUCCGUUUGUAUUGGGCUGGAAAAGGGACACAGGCUCUCCCAAAUAGAUCAAUAUUUGGUCCUCUUAUAUCUGCCAUAUCAGUGGAAUCUGACUCUCCACCUGGAACUGGAAGCAUAUCUGCAGGAGCUGUGGUUGGAAUUGUGGUUGCAGCAACAGUUAUUAUCAUUCUAGUAUUUGGUAUACUUUGGUGGAAAGGAUGUUUUGGAAAAAAAAACUCAUUAGCAAAAGACUUGAAGAGUUUAGACGUUCAAACGGGUAUAUUUACCUUACGACAAAUCAAAGCAGCUACAAAUAACUUCGAUAUUUCCAAUAAGAUUGGAGAAGGAGGAUUUGGUCCUGUUUACAAGGGAUGUUUACCCAAUGGGACAUUGAUAGCAGUAAAGCAACUUUCUUCUAAGUCAAAGCAAGGGAAUCGUGAGUUUUUAAAUGAGAUAGGCAUGAUUUCUGCUUUGCAACAUCCUUAUCUCGUUAAACUCCAUGGCUGCUGUGUGGAGGGAGAUCAGUUGUUGCUGAUAUAUGAAUACCUGGAAAACAAUAGUCUAGCUCGUGCCUUAUUUGGUUCAGAGGAACACCAAAUAAAAUUACAUUGGUCAACAAGGCAGAAGAUUUGUGUUGGUAUUGCUAGAGGUUUGGCAUACCUCCAUGAAGAAUCAAGACUGAAGGUUGUUCACAGGGACAUCAAGGCCACUAAUGUAUUGCUUGAUACGAAUCUUGACCCAAAGAUAUCUGAUUUUGGUUUGGCCAAGCUUGACGAGGAGGACAAUACUCACAUUAGUACUAGAAUUGCCGGGACCUAUGGAUAUAUGGCUCCUGAAUAUGCAAUGCAUGGUUAUUUAACAGACAAAGCAGAUGUUUAUAGUUUUGGAGUUGUUGCCUUGGAAGUCGUUAGUGGAAGAAACAACACCCUUCAUCGGGCAAAGGAGGAAGCAGUCUAUCUUCUUGAUUGGGCACAUUUGUUGAAAGAAAGGGGUGACCUAAUGGAGCUAGUUGAUAGAAGAUUAGGUUCAGAUUUCAACAAAAAGGAAGCUAUGGUGAUGAUCAAUGUGGCUCUUCUAUGCACCAAUGUCACUUCAAAUCUUAGGCCUGCCAUGUCAUCAGUUGUAAGUUACCUUGAAGGAAGGACUAUGGUUCCAGAGUUUGUUUCAGAUUCAAGUGAAGUAAUGGAUGAAAAGAAGUUGGAAGUAAUGAGGCAGUAUUACUACCAGAAGGAAGAAAAUAAUACAAGUAGUACGUCACAUACACAAAGUCAGAGUUUAAUAAGUGAUGGGCCAUGGACUGCUUCAUCUUCAUCAGCUGUAGACCUUGAUUCUUCCUAUUUGGAUGGAAGAAAUUAAGAGUGAUUGUUGAUAAAUAAUUGCAUCUGCCAGCUUCAUGUCCUACAACUGUGCCAUGUGAUGCAACCAUGAUGUAUAUCUUCAUAUAGUGAAAACGUUAGCUUUCUCAGAUGAGCUUUUAACUUGUGACAUUCAAAUAUGCAAAUAGUUAGAGCCAUUUAAUUCCAUUAUAAUUUGUUAUUAUAUUCAACUUUUCUAUAUAAUCAGUAAAACAAAUUGAUACUCU